This is a messenger RNA of Sesamum indicum (sesame), 1446 nucleotides long. RefSeq names its product nudix hydrolase homolog 23 (gene NUDX23). Lineage: Eukaryota; Viridiplantae; Streptophyta; Magnoliopsida; Lamiales; Pedaliaceae. The record is from RefSeq and is a predicted model, not a curated record. Gene Ontology annotation, molecular function: hydrolase activity.
GCGAAAACCAUUUUCACCUCUCAAAAUGCUCAUGGUUAAAAGUAGUGAGGAAGAAUCCAACGCCGUGGGACAGGUAAAAUGGUAAAUUUCUUUCCGGCUCCAAGCAGCCUCCGACUGAAAAAUUACACCAAUAAUUUAGCAACAAGCACACAGUAAAUCUUCAGGCUGGCCCAUUCUUUUGGGGAUUCCGGGCCCAGAAUUGCUUCAUCACAUUUUUCAUUUUUUUCACAAUUUUCAUCUUUUGAUUUCGAACCUCCAAAAAAAUCUUGCCCAAUUUCUGUAUAGCUACGUCGCCCGCUGGAAAAGUAGGAAUCGCAAUUUAAUUAACUACUAGUAUAAUGCUAAGAGCUAUACAGAUUCUUGGUUCUUCUCCUUCCUCUUCCGGGUGUUUUUCCCUUCCCCACAAAUUAAAGAAGCCCCAUUCGAAUUUUUCUCUAAUAUCAAGAAAACCCAUAGAAGCAACAGUUCCAAAUUUGUCAAGAGCACAUUCUUUGGCUUUUCAAUUUCGCCAAGGUUGUUUCUUUCGAGCUUUCCAAAUGUCAUAUCAUCAUUCUGAGUCAACCCUUGAUGGAGGUUCACCUUCUUCAUCAUCAUCAACAUCUAUUGCAAUUCAGUCAGCUGGUAGUACUCGGAAAAUCAAUUUCUGCCAGUGGUGUGGUGGCCCAACAAAGCAUGAGAUACCCGACGGGGAGGAAAAGGCAAGAGCUAUUUGCACACACUGUGGGAAAAUUACUUAUGAGAAUCCAAAAAUGGUGGUCGGCUGCCUCAUCGAGCAUGAGAACAAGAUACUGCUGUGUAAACGGAAGAUUCAACCGUCAUAUGGCCUUUGGACGCUUCCUGCUGGUUACAUGGAGAUUGGGGAAUCUGCAGCUGAAGGGGCGAUUCGGGAAACAUGGGAGGAAGCAAAUGCAGAAGUUGAAGUCCAGUCACCAUUUGCUCAGUUGGAUAUCCCUCUUAUUGGCCAAACUUACAUUAUUUUCCUGGCAAAGUUGAAGAGACCUCACUUUUCGCCGGGCCCAGAAUCAUUGGAAUGCCGGCUUUUUGCACUUGAGGAUAUUCCUUUUGAUUCUUUGGCAUUUUCGUCCAUGCUCGUCACUUUAAAAUUGUACUUUGAAGAUAAAAAGGUUGGAAGACCCAAGUUUCACUAUGGCAUCAUAAACAAAAGGCCUGGUACGAGCCCAUCGGAGAUUCACGCCUACACUCUGGAUCAUCACUUGAAGUGUUGACAACAGGUUGAUUUCCCCUCCCGUUUCUUCAGCCAUUCAGACAAAUGAAAUUGUAGAUUGAGUUGAUCCGUCUGUCCUAGACAGACACAUUAUCGUCCCUGUACAAGUCUUUGCUUUUCGUUUUAUGAUAAUCCCCGUCAUGGUCGAUAUUUUCUGUUCCCAGGACUGAAAUGCAUGAAUUAUGACCGGCAUUAUCUCAAUUAUGCAAUCUUAUUCGUAU